Messenger RNA from Dromiciops gliroides (monito del monte), 1749 nucleotides. Its product is annotated as all-trans-retinol dehydrogenase [NAD(+)] ADH7. Lineage: Eukaryota; Metazoa; Chordata; Mammalia; Microbiotheria; Microbiotheriidae. The record is from RefSeq and is a predicted model, not a curated record. Gene Ontology annotation, molecular function: all-trans-retinol dehydrogenase (NAD+) activity; zinc ion binding. The coding region runs from base 93 to 1217 and encodes 374 amino acids. Gene Ontology annotation, biological process: retinoic acid metabolic process; retinol metabolic process. Gene Ontology annotation, cellular component: cytosol. The transcript has 9 exons.
AGAAUAUUUAUCCGAAGGCAUGUUAGUCUGCACACAAGACAGUUGACACAUUGGUCAGAGGACUACUGAAGGCCAGAAUUAAGAGAGGCAGGAUGAGCACUGCAGGAAAAGUGAUUAAAUGCAAAGCUGCUGUGUUGUGGGGCCUGAAGCAACCCUUUUCCAUUGAGGAAGUGGAAGUUGCCCCACCCAAAGCCAAUGAAGUUCGAAUUAAGAUCUUGGCCACAGGGAUCUGCCGUACAGAUGAUCAUGCAAUCAGUGGAGCAAUGACUACUAAGUUUCCAGUAAUUGUGGGACAUGAAGCAACUGGGAUUGUAGAGAGUAUUGGAGAAGGGGUAACUACAGUGAAACCAGGAGACAAGGUCAUCCCACUUUUCUUGCCACAGUGCGGAAAAUGUUCCUCCUGCAUAAAUCCGAAUGGAAAUUUGUGUGUGAAAGCUGAUGUUACCGGCAAGGGGGUAUUAUCUGACGGUACCACCAGAUUUACCUGCAAAGGGAAGCCCGUCUACCACUUCAUGAACACCAGCACCUUUACUGAGUACACAGUGGUGGAGGAAACUUCAGUGGCUAAAAUUGACGCUGCCGCUCCCCCAGAGAAGGUCUGUUUGAUUGGUUGUGGAUUCUCCACUGGCUAUGGGGCUGCAAUGAAGACUGCCAAGGUCACCUCUGGAUCUACUUGUGUUGUCUUUGGGCUGGGAGGAGUUGGUCUUUCAGUUAUUAUGGGCUGUAAAUCAGCCGGUGCUUCCCGGAUCAUUGGAAUUGACCUUAAUAAAGACAAAUUUGACAAAGCCAAGUCUGUAGGAGCCACUGAAUGUAUCAGCCCUAAGGACUACACAAAGCCCAUCAAUGAAGUGUUGAGUGAAAUGACCGACAAUUCUGUUGGGUAUACCUUCGAGGUUGUUGGGCGUCUUGAAACCAUGAUUGAUGCCCUGGCUUCCUGUCAUCUGAGUUAUGGGACAAGUGUGGUUGUAGGAGCUCCCCCAUCAUCUAAAAUGCUCACCUAUGAUCCCAUGCUCCUCUUCACUGGACGCACCUGGAAAGGAUGUGUUUUUGGAGGUUGGAAAAGCAGAGAUGAUGUCCCAAAACUAGUGUCAGAUUUUAUGGCAAAGAAAUUUGACUUGGACCCAUUAAUAACCCAUUCUUUACCUUUUAAUAAAAUAAAUGAAGGAUUUGAUCUACUCUACAAAGGAGAGAGCAUUCGAUCAGUCCUUCUGAUGUGAGCUCCCAAGAGACAUGAAGUCCAUGGGGAUCCCUCAGCAGCUGUGUCUUUUUCUGUUAUUUCACUUUCAUAUGAUUAUGAUGGAACAUGUGUGGCUAUCUCCUGUGGGUUGAAUGCAAAACAGAAAUUAAGUACCUUGGAAUAAACAAGCUUUUCCAAAACAAGGGAUUAACAUUGUCUACUACCUGGGGUAGUGGCAGGAUGUUAAUGUUGUCAUUUUUUUAAUUUGUAAAAAGUAGGUUAUCUUGGAUUAGAAAAUCAGUAAAAGGCAUAAGUGUGCUUUUUACCAAAGUAGGAAUUUUAAGUGGGAUCCCAAUAUUCUUGGGUAAAAAGUAAUAAGGGCUUAAAGAACUACUCCUUCAAGGAUUCCUAUCAUCUACUUUGAGGAAGCUAAGCCAGCCAUUGGACAGUAUUGGACGGUGCUACACUGAAUUCCUGGAAAGACUUUUCAAGUUAUAUUUACUCCACAGAAAGCCUAUGCCUGCCUUCUCCUUUCUUUUUCCCCUUUAUGUAUCAAAGGAGGAUACUUUUUC